This is a messenger RNA of Durio zibethinus, 1244 nucleotides long. RefSeq names its product Sec14p-like phosphatidylinositol transfer family protein. Lineage: Eukaryota; Viridiplantae; Streptophyta; Magnoliopsida; Malvales; Malvaceae. The record is from RefSeq and is a predicted model, not a curated record.
ACGUUGUUUCAUUGUAAAGAAUCAGCCACAAGAAAAUGAGGCUUUGACUUUACCAAAUGCAAACACCAUCAGAAACGGGUGUCUGUCAGUGUUAGAGUCCAUACGUUUUGAUCCUCCUUCCUUACCGAACCUGUUCGCUCGCAUGUAAUACCCUUUUCUAGCUCUCUCUCUCUCUCUCUCUUUCUCUCUGUUUUGUUUUAAUCGGAAUCUUGGGUGAGAGAGAGUUCCAGGAGAAAAGGAAAAUGGAAAAGCAGAAGGCAAAGGAGAGUAAAGAAGAAGAAGAAGAAGAAAUGGAAUUCAAGGACUGUGAAGACGAAGAAGAAAAAGAAGACAAGAUAGAGAUAAGCGAUGAGAUAGAGCGAAGCAAAGUUGGCAUUAUGAGAGCUCUUGUCGAGAGAGAAGAUCCAUCUGCCAAGGAUGUUGAUGAUUUAAUGAUCCGGAGAUUCCUGCGAGCUCGUGAUUUAGAUAUAGAGAAAGCAUCUACCAUGUUCCUCAAGUACCUAAGCUGGAAGAGAACAUUUGUACCAAAGGGGUUCAUAUCUGAAUCCGAGAUUUCCACUCAGCUGGCUCAUAAUAAGCUCUGUAUGCAAGGUCUUGAUAAACAGGGGCGCCCUAUUGUUGUUGCCUUUGGGGGUAGACACAAACCCACCAAAGGAAAUCUGGAGGAGUUCAAACGCUUUGUUGUCUAUGGUUUAGAGAAAAUAUGUGCCAGAAUGCCAAAAGGACAGGAAAAGUUUGUGGGAAUUGGAGAUCUUGAAGGAUGGGGAUACUCUAAUAGUGACAUUCGUGCUUAUGUAGCUUCUCUAUCAAUCUUGCAGGAUUGCUAUCCAGAGAGGCUGGCCAAGUUAUUUAUUGUUAAUGUGCCUUACAUAUUCAUGACUGUCUGGAAGGUUGUUUACCCAUUCAUCGACAGCAGAACCAAGAAGAAGAUAGUUUUUGUUGAGAAGAAAAAGCUCAAGUCCAUUUUGCUUGGGGACAUUGAUGAUAACCAACUUCCAGAUAUAUAUGGAGGCAAACUGCCAUUGGUUGCUAUCCAGGACUGCUAACUUGACCAAUGUUUCUUAUUUCUGCACUGCAGCUUAUUAUAGGCAUGGAUGUGGAGGAAUAGACAACAAGGAGAUUUCAAAUCUAUAUUCUAUAUCAUCACCCUAUCCAGAUAGGGGCGCAUAAUCUUUUAUAAAACAUUAUUAAGAUUAUAGAUAUGUAAACUCUUGAAUCUUUAUGCAGUUUGAAAUAAAUAUAAA